CGCAGAUCAGUCUCUCUGUGGACAGCACUGCGCGCCGCUGCGUCUUAAAACUGAGCUCAAGCACGCGUGAGACUCCAACCUGACAGCCCUGUUGCUGUGAACCUCGAGAAAACCGCGCGCGGUGCCGCAGCGGGGAAUCUAGAGAGCAGAAACGCGGGGUCACUGGUCCACCGACGCCGCGGCGGCCCCCGCGGCCUCACACAUCGUCUCCGAGAAUCCAAACCAGCGCUGGCCACCACAAGACGCGCGAGAGCAGUAACGCGGGUCCCGGAUCCCACGCCGCCGACGCGAUCCCGCGGCCCUCACACAACCAGCGCAGGUCACCGAGUCACACCCAAUAAACGAUGGGCCGCGGCGAGACCAUCGCCCGCUGCCUCGAGUCCUGCGCCGUCGACGCGGCGACGGCCUUCGCGUCCUGCGGCGACCUGGCCGAGGAGUUUAAAGUGAUAAGAAGGGCCUACCACCGCAAGGUACUCGCGACGCACCCGGACAAGGGCGGCGACGCGCAAGAAUUUAGAGACGUCCAGUCGGCCUUCGAGGUGCUCCGCGAGUUUUACGACAGAGGUCGCGUCAUCACCUUCCGUUCGGAGGAGAACAACCAGACGUCUACCUCUGAUGUAUUCCAGAAUGCGGCGGACUACUUCGCGGCCAAGGAAGCUCGAGGUGACACGCAGUCCUACGACUACUACGCCGAAGCGGCGGAAGAAGAUGUCCCUACUUAUAGGGUCGAGCCGGCCAAGAGUGAUAGAAGCACGUGCACGGCGAAGCACAAGGCCUCUUGCGGCGAGCAGAAAAUCCCCAAGGGCGCGCUGCGCGUCGGCCAGAUCAACCUCGAGGCCGGGAGCUAUACGCGCUGGGUCCGCCUCGGUUGCUGGCGCAUCCCGGCGAAGAUCUGGGAAGGUUUACCUGAUCCUGCUUUAGGGAGGGAGUGCGUCGAGGACGCGUUGCGGCGCAUGAACCGCGUGCUCCUGUGCGGCAUGGAGGAGCUGUCCGAAUCCGAUUUGACGGAGUUCGUGGCCUACUGCAUGGACAAGUCCCACUGGGCCCGCAAGCAGACGCGCAAGCCGAAGCCGGUGGACCCCUUUGCUGCUAAAUAUGCGCCGCCGCCCCCUCCGAAAGUCGAGGCGGCGCCGUCCACAGCCUUGGCGCUGCCGGACGCGCCCGGCGCCGGGCCGAUCGCGCCCAAGCGCCCGGGCGGCGCCUUCGUGAUCCCGAAGCCUGGUAUUAGUGGCGUGGAGGGCUGCAUGGCCGGCCUGACCUGCGUGUCCACGGGCAUCUUUCCUGAAGUGGGAGGCGGUUCGGGAUUAAAUCUAGGCAAGGACCGUGUGAAAGCUAUGGUCCAAGCGUUCGGCGGCCGCGUUACUGGUAGUGUGAGCGGCAAGACCAACAUAUUAAUAGUGGGCAAGCAGCCGGGCAUGUCCAAAGUCAGCAAAGCUCGCGCGAACCCGAAGAUUACAUUGAUGUCGAUCCAUGACUUGAAGACGGGCAUCGAAAAUGGUGAUGUCUUAGCAGCCUCGCAGCCGGUCCAGAUCACGGAGUUCUCGUCUGGUUUUAGGGGCAACGGCCUGGCUUUACUCGCCUCGGAGGAGGAAUUGAGAGAGGCCUCGGGCAUGGACCAGGCUCCCUCCGUGCCGGCUCUGCCGGACGCGCCCGGCGCCGGCGGGUCGCAAGAAUUGGCCUUCCCCGCGCCGGCCUCCAUCGCUAGUCUCCAGACGAACGCUAUUUGUGCCCCUCGCCCCAGAAACACGGCCGUCGUGCACGGCGAUUAUGAUGAAAUUGAAGAACAGUGUGCGAAAGCAGCCGGCGGCUCGCCGGCGGAAGUCGUCGCCUGGGCGGCCUACGGGAGGUUGCGCGUGCCCGAGUUGGGGGAAGUGCUUGCCAUGAACGGCCAAACCAAAGCGGGCAACAAGGCCUUCGUGCAGCGGAAGGUCAUCGAUGGGGCGGCGCGCGGCGCGCCGGCCAUUUGUGAUUUAUGUGGGAAGGGCAAGCCCAAGCCCGUCGAAGAUGAAUUGGGCAAGUGGUUCUGCAACGGUUAUUAUGACGAGCGGUCCUUAUCUUAUGUUCGGUGCCCCCAGACCUGGACGGACGCGACGCUCCCGAGAAAGCAGUGGAUCGACACGGCGCGCGGGUUUGGCGGCCGGGCGAACCCGCCCUCCGUUCCCUUGCCGUCGUCCUUCACGCAGGAGGCCGUCGACGCCUUCCACGCGCAAGCUAGAGAGCGGCCGACGCCGGCGCCCCUCGACGAGGAGAUGGAGGAGGCGAAGCCCAAGCCUAAGAAGACGAAAAGAGCUACGCCGAAAGCGAAGCGGCCGGCGACGCCCGAGCCCGAGCCGACGCCCGAGGUGCCCCCGCCCGAAGAGGAGGAGGAGCCCGCCGACGAGGAGAUGGAGGAGGCGCCGCCGCCGCCGAAGCGCGCGGCGCGCGGCAAGAAGGGCAAGAAGCCCGUGCGUCGCGGCGUCCCAGGGAUUUUCGUUGACUCCUCACUUGACUCCUCGAUUGCGAGGAGACACUCCAUCGCCGCGGCGUCGUCUCGAUGCCUGAUCCGCGCAGGCGGCGAACUCAGCCAAGAAGCCGGCCGCGAAGAAGCCGGCCGCGAAGAAAGCCAAGAAGGCCAAGAAGGAGGUGCUCGCCAUCGAGGCGGCGCCCGCGCCCGAGGGCGUGCGCCGCUCCACGCGCGUGCGCAAGGCCGUGAAGCGCUGAGCUGUGAUGACUCUUCCCUCUUCCCCUGGCGAGCCGACGAAGCGGCGCGCCCACCUCUCCCCCUCCUGUGAUAACCUGAGAAAUAUAUA
Messenger RNA from Pelagomonas calceolata, 2789 nucleotides. NCBI's taxonomy places the organism in Eukaryota, Pelagophyceae, Pelagomonadales, Pelagomonadaceae. The record is from the annotation of a GenBank genome assembly.